AUGGCUACCGAAGAAACUGUCCAGCUGAACGAGCUUCAUGCCCCGCAGCAGGCUUCAAUCGACGCCUUUAACACAAUCCUCCCUACCCUCAAAGAGGAGCUCACCAAGCUCCGCCGUGACCACGACAAACACGAGCCGGAGUACUUCCGCGUCGUCAAGGACCUCUCCGAUGACGAGCUGACAUCCUUCUCCUCCUCCGACCUACAGGCCGUUCGCGUUGCCGUCUCGGCGUACGGUCUACAUCUCUUUGGCAAAGUCAAGGUACCCGCGCUCGACAACGCAUACAUCCACGUUCGCAUCUUCGGAUCCGCCAAGGACGGCACCGAUGGAAGCAGCACUGAUGAGCGGGAAUACAAGCUACAUAGCAUUCACACCGAAGAAGUUGUGAAGGGUGAUGGUGAUAGGGUAUAUAGGGCCAUCUUUGGGAAGAAUGAUGAGUUGGAGUGGUUCGAUACGUAA
Molecule: messenger RNA, 459 nt
Organism: Didymosphaeria variabile
Lineage: Eukaryota; Fungi; Ascomycota; Dothideomycetes; Pleosporales; Didymosphaeriaceae
Exons: 2
Coding region: 1-459 (152 amino acids)
Source: RefSeq, a predicted model, not a curated record